AAAUUUGCCCAUUUUUAUUUAUACCAUCUCAACAAUUUAUACUCGAUCAACAAUAUUCUUUAAUAUCUAAUGAACAACAUUGGUCUAAUGAACAUUCUAUUUCUGCAUUACCAUGCAAUUCAUUCGAAAGUAAUUUAUUCGAAGAAAAUAUUAUGAACGAUAUUACUAGUUCAGUUAACAAUAUUAGCGAUGAAGAACCAUGUCAACUUUUUGAAGAGUAUAAAUCUAUUUUACAAGAUGCUCUUACUAUUGUGCAAGAACAACAUGCAGCAA
Molecule: messenger RNA, 273 nt
Organism: Racocetra persica
Lineage: Eukaryota; Fungi; Glomeromycota; Glomeromycetes; Diversisporales; Gigasporaceae
Source: the annotation of a GenBank genome assembly